AUGGUGCUGCUUGCUUGCUUCUGGAAGGCUUUCGUGGCUUCGACGGCCGUCGCGACGUUGGUGGCUGGGCAUCCCAAUCCUUCGACGCUACCUUUCUUGCUGGAUGCCACUAUCAGCGAAUUGAGUGCCGGUCUUGAGAAAGGCACCUUUUCCAGUGUGGACCUUGUCGACGCAUACGUUGGACGUAUUCUAGAAGUCAAUUCUACACUGCAUAUGGUCACGGAAAUCAAUCCCGAUGCCUGGACAAUUGCGAAGCAACUUGAUGAUGAGAGGGCUGCCGGAAAGUGUCGAGGGCCCCUACAUGGCCUCCCAAUCCUCAUCAAGAACAACAUCGCAACGGCCGACCUCAUGAACAACACUGCAGGCUCCUAUGCUCUUCUAGGCGCAAAAGCGCCCCGUGAUGCGACUGUAGCUACGAAGCUUCGCAAAGCGGGCGCCAUCAUCCUGGGGAAGACCAAUCUCUCCCAAUGGGCCAAUUUCCGGUCGUCAAACUCAUCGAACGGAUGGUCAGCCUAUGGGGGUCAGACUUAUGGCGCCUACUACCCGGGCCAGGAUCCCUCCGGUUCUUCAUCCGGCUCUGGCGUGGCGAGCAGCCUGGGUCUUGCGGUUGCAAGUUUGGGAACGGAGACGGAUGGGAGUAUUGUCAGUCCCAGCGAGAACAACAAUAUCGUUGGUAUCAAACCCACGGUCGGUCUCACUUCCCGUGCCCUCGUAAUUCCCAUUUCCGAACACCAAGAUACUGUAGGCCCCAUGGCACGUACCGUCAAGGAUGCUGCGCAUGUCCUUCAAGUGAUUGCUGGACCUGAUGCGUAUGACAACUACACUCAGGCCAAUCCGUUCAACGGCACGCUUCCAGACUACGCUAAAGCAUGCAACCUCGACGCGCUAAAAGGCAAAAGAAUCGGCGUCCCGCGUAACUACAUUGGCCUCCUCGGCCCCCGCGACGAGGCGACCGCGCCUAUCUUGGACGCCUUCGAGGACGCGCUCAAGAUUAUCGCAGAAGCAGGCGCCACCAUUGUAGACAACACCAACUACACUGCAUACGAGCAAUACCUGAACAGCAGCGCCGAGGGCAUCGUGCUCGAUGCUGAUUUCGUCGCGAAUCUCAAAUCCUAUCUGGACCAACUGACGUACAAUCCGACGGGCGUUGGCUCGCUUGCGGACGUACGCAACUUCACCCAGACGUUCCCGCCCGAGGAGUAUCCCAGCAGGGACACCGCAACUUGGGACGAAUCCCUUGCUCUCAACUUCACCAACACAUCCCCUGAAUUCUGGGCCGCCUACCAAGAGGACCUCUACCUAGGCGGCGCAGGCGGUCUUCUAGGAGCACUCGCGAACUACUCGCUAGAUGCGGUCGUCGUCCCUACCGCCGUUGCCUCGGGGAUCUCGGCCAUCAUUGGCGCACCUCUCGUGACGGUGCCACUCGGUUUCUAUCCCCCUAAUACAACUGUGCAAACGAACAGGAGGGGCAAUUUGAAUGCUACGGCCCCGAAUAUCCCGUUCGGAAUCAGCUUUGCGGGGAAGCAUUGGAGUGAGGAAAGUCUGAUUGGAUUUGCGUAUGCGUAUGAGCAGAGAACUAUGACGAGACGGAAGAGUUUGCCAUAUAUCUUGCCGGGUACGGAAUUGGCAACUGUAAUGGGCUGA
Messenger RNA from Trematosphaeria pertusa, 1644 nucleotides. RefSeq names its product amidase signature enzyme. The coding region runs from base 1 to 1644 and encodes 547 amino acids. Lineage: Eukaryota; Fungi; Ascomycota; Dothideomycetes; Pleosporales; Trematosphaeriaceae. The record is from RefSeq and is a predicted model, not a curated record. The transcript is spliced from 3 exons.